Messenger RNA from Plasmodium fragile, 2775 nucleotides. RefSeq lists its product as uncharacterized. The record is from RefSeq and is a predicted model, not a curated record. The coding region runs from base 1 to 2775 and encodes 924 amino acids. NCBI's taxonomy places the organism in Eukaryota, Apicomplexa, Aconoidasida, Haemosporida, Plasmodiidae. The transcript has 5 exons.
AUGGCGAAGAAAUUUACCGAUGCAUUGGUCGAGUAUGUACAAAAGAACAAGAACGAUGCAGUCUGGCGCGGUGAGGAGACUCUAUGGACACAUAUAGACAGUAUAUUCGAUACCUUGAGGGCAAAUAUUAAUGCUGAUGACAAAUCUAUUGAUAUAAUGUGCACAUAUAUAUAUCCCGGGGAUGGCAAGGAAUUCUGUAUAUCAGAGUGUCAUAAAAUUAUGAAUAUCCUGUACUUCAUGAAUGGAUACUCGUACACAAACAGGCAAUGGAUCGCACGGGAGCACAACAACAGUGAGAUGGAGGAUGUCGAACAUUAUAUAAGAUGUUGGGCCGGGGGCAUAGCCCUGGGGCAGCUGUAUGAUAGGGACAGUGCAUACAGUCACAUGGUGCAAAGGGCGGCAGGGCACCUGGAAAUAGAGAAUAGGACAAAUAAGGACCAAUUUAAAUAUGGCAAAUGUAGGAAUUAUAGUUAUGCAGAAAUAGUAACCGGAUUGAAGUUUAUUGCGGCGACCAUGAAGAACAGAAUGGAGGACUGGGAGGAUGGGGGGCUCGGGGCACGGGGAACAUUGAAGGAGGUUGCUACAUGCAAAUCGCAAGGGCCAAGGGGGAUGAGUGCUUGGGCAAAGAAUCAUGGUAUUAUAAAGGCCCUGAAUGAUAACAGUGCUGAGGACAUACAGAAAAUAAUUACAGAAAGUAAUAACGACACUCGGGAAGAAUUAGAUAACAUAUUCAAAGGAAUAGAUGCGACCACAAACAACAGUAAACUGAACACUGCUGUACAGCACGACAUUGAGACCAUUGGGACAAAGCCACCGAAGCCACGGAACACUACUGCCGCAGCAACAGACCUGGUGACAGCAGCCAUUGCGUGUGAUAGGGAUAUGUGGGAUAAAAUAAAAACAGUAUUGUAUAGUUUUAUAGAUCAUAUGGAAAGGAUAGAAGAGCAUGUACAAUUAUAUGGGGCCAAUUGCUUUAACGCUGGUUGGGAACCGUACCAAGGCUCACACAACGCAGGGCAAUCGGUUGCAAACGUGAUAAGGUGUGCGAUCAUGACCGGAGCAUUAUUAUUCAUGGCCAACGGGAACCACAUAGGACCACGUAUAAAUGGUGGCACUGCGCUUAGUAAAGACGAGGAAUCAGAAUUAAAAUGUAUGGUUAUAAAUGUUUUUGAGGAACUAUUGAAAGAAAUGGAAUGUGGAAAAAGAAGUACCAGAGGACUCAUGUAUGCACGGUACACGAUGAAGAAGAUGGAAGACUUAUUAGGCAAAGAGAACCCUUUGACAAAGGGCACGUGCGACUAUGGGCAAUACAACACGAAAUAUGCAAAGGAGGGGUUUAAACUAUCAGUAAUAAGGAGCGGGUUAAUUGGGAAUACACAUGUAAUACAAAGGAUGAGGACACCAGGGAACCCUGCAGUAUGCAAUAAGCCAUGGGCUGAAUACAGGGCGAAGUGGACGAAGGGGAACGAUGAGGACGACGACACAUGGAACCAGAGGGUACUUUUGAAAGCAAUGAAAGAGGAGAAAAUAAUUGAAGCAGUUAAAGGUGUAGUGCAGGAAAUAAAGGAGGAAGUAAAAAGAGUAGAUGACAUGUUAAAGGCAGGGCACCAGACAGUCCAGCCUGCCGCCGCCACACCCGCCUCCGAGCCCAAACCAGUAGCGGCGACCCUGGCAUCACCACCGUCAUCGGGAAGUGGCACGACGUCAACGACGACGACAUCAUCUGGUGGUGGUGGUGGUAAGGCUGGUUACGGUGCUGCCGAAGGAGGAGAGAAGGGGAAGAAGGCCGGAACGGACGACGAUUGUGACUGGAAGAGCAUAGAGGACGAGAAUAGGAGGGAAAUAGUCGUGAUGCCACCUCAUGGUACAGACGAACUAAAAAAAACGAAGAGCGUGCUAGAUGAAUUCAUGAACUAUAUGGAUCAGGAUAACUGGGAAAUGGAUGCCAUGGGUGCGAAUUGUCACAAUACAGGAUGGGAUGAUGUGGAUAAAAAGCUCAGGAGGGAUCAAACUGUGGCGGACGUCAUGAGGUGUCGACUCAUGUCAGGAGCAUUAUUCUUUGCGAACGGAGGAAACCGAAGUGAUAUCAAUGCCCAAGGGAAAACUGGGGUCAUUGAUGACCUUGAAGAAAGGUUAAAAUGCGACAUGUAUUGUGGAGAUAAAAAAGGAUUUAAAAGGGGUAUUGAGUAUGCCUGGAAAACAAUGAAUGAAAUGAACUCCAGUAAAUACGGUGGAACGACAACAAUGACAGGUCCAGUCUUUGAAGGAAGGUGCACCAUGUGUGGGUAUAACAUUCCAGGUGGGCCAUUCAGAAUCAGAAAUGGAGACAUGGUAACCUGGUUCCUGCAGGAAGGACAAAUCAUGAACAAAAUAGGGGUCAUACAAGGAAAGGCGCACUGUAAUACGCUUUGGACGGACUAUACGCAAAGGAUGGGUAUUACGCUAGGUGACGUGCAGAUUGAGGAUAAGAUAACUGAGGUCAAGGAAACAGAGAAAACAAUAAGGAACAAGACGAAGGAAGCUUUUGAAAACAUUAAGGAGUUAGUGGAACAGAAAAUUAAGGAGGAGGAAAAGACAGGUAAGCACACAGAGCAUACGAAGAAUAAGAAUACCAAUAUACGGCCGAAUACGACUACGCCCGCACACGAAUACGAAGAUACGCUCGCCACCGAUACGACCGCGCAUGGAUGCCGCCACAACAACACGCACACGCGGUGGAACAGCGCAUCCUGUUCGCUGCCCCAGUUCGCUGCCCCCACUUCGGUUGAGCGUUGA